AAAUACAUGGUACUGUUAUCCGGAGAAUUAUUACUACAUGAAACAGUCGAAUCCUAUGGAACGUCAAGUUUCCAUUGCAAGACACGUCAUCAUUUGACAGGCGAAUAUUCGGUUAGCACUACUUCCGGGAAAAUUGUCGUGACAGAACCACAUACUUCCACAUUACCCAGAGUGACGUUUAACUUAUCUCAACUUCGAGUAACUCAAGGAGAAACAGCGCAGCUUCCAUGUGUAGCACAAAGCUAUCCUGCACCAACCUAUAAAUGGAUGAAAGAAGUCAGAUCCACCUUAAGUCAAAUAGUAGAAGGGAAACGUAUUUGGAUAUCUCAUGGAGUCUUGACAAUUAAAAAAACAAAAAUGGAAGACAGCGGAAAAUUCGUUUGUAUUGUCAAAAAUAGCGCCGGUGAAAACAGAGCUGAAACUAAUCUCAUUGUCUCUGCUCCUCUAACGGCAUACAUUUAUCCUUCGAUGCUCGUUAUCGAUAUCGGCAGACAAGCCACAUUUAACUGCACAGUAACAGGUUAUCCCAUCCAUACGGUAGUUUGGAAAAAGGACGAGAAACUUCUAUCCCCUAGUUCUAGGAUAAAAUUUCCAACUAAAAACAUAUUACAUAUAGAAGCAGUGAGUAGAGAUGACAAAGGAAUGUAUCAAUGUUUUGUUUAUAGUGAUCAAGAUUCCGCUCAAGCAACGGCAGAACUUAGUAUUGGAGGCACGUAA
Molecule: messenger RNA, 717 nt
Organism: Centruroides sculpturatus (bark scorpion)
Lineage: Eukaryota; Metazoa; Arthropoda; Arachnida; Scorpiones; Buthidae
Product: Down syndrome cell adhesion molecule-like protein Dscam2
Exons: 4
Coding region: 7-717 (236 amino acids)
Cellular component (GO): neuron projection
Source: RefSeq, a predicted model, not a curated record